Messenger RNA from Perognathus longimembris pacificus (Pacific pocket mouse), 3445 nucleotides. RefSeq names its product WD repeat domain 43 (gene Wdr43). Gene Ontology annotation, molecular function: protein binding. Gene Ontology annotation, biological process: maturation of SSU-rRNA from tricistronic rRNA transcript (SSU-rRNA, 5.8S rRNA, LSU-rRNA). The transcript has 18 exons. The record is from RefSeq and is a predicted model, not a curated record. NCBI's taxonomy places the organism in Eukaryota, Metazoa, Chordata, Mammalia, Rodentia, Heteromyidae. The coding region runs from base 13 to 2058 and encodes 681 amino acids. Gene Ontology annotation, cellular component: nucleolus.
GCUAGAGCAGCCAUGGCGGCGGGUGGCGGCGGUAGCUGCGAGCCCCUGGCCUCGGCCGGGGUUCCCUGCGCCUUCUCUCCCGACAGACAGGCCUAUUUCGCGUUGGCCUCGGCCGACGGCCACUUGCGAGUGUGGGAGACCGCCAACAACCGACUGCACCAGGAAUAUGUGCCUUCCGCGCACCUCAGCGGUACCUGUACCUGCCUGGCCUGGGCGCCAGCGCGGCUGCAGGCCAAGGAAAGUCAUCAGAGGAAAAAAAGGAAAUCAGAAGCUAUAGCAACCAGUGACCAGAUUGAUUUGUUGGCUCUUGGUACAGCAGUUGGUAGUAUUUUAUUGUACAGUACAGUGAAAGGAGAGUUGCACAGUAAAUUAAUAAGUGGUGGACAUGACAACAGAGUCAAUUGCAUACAGUGGCAUCAAGACAGUGGCUGCUUAUAUAGUUGUUCAGAUGAUAAAUAUAUUGUGGAAUGGGAUUUAGAGAGCUGCAAAGUAAAGUGCAAGUGGAAAGGAGACAAUAGCAGCGUCACUUCCCUGUGUAUUAGUCCAGAUGGAAAGAUGUUACUUUCAGCUGGUCGAACAAUCAAACUGUGGAUUUUGGAGACUAAAGAAGUCUACAGACACUUCACAGGACAUGCAACGCCAGUUUCAACACUUAUGUUCACUACUGUCCGACCUCCCAAUGAGAGCCAACCUUUUGAUGGAAUUUCAGGUCUUUAUUUCUUAUCUGGAGCAGUACAUGACCGGUUACUUAAUGUCUGGCAGGUCCGGUCAGAAAACAAAGAAAAGAGUGCAGUAAUGUCUUUCACAGUUACAGAUGAACCUGUUUUUAUUGACUUGGGUUUAUCAGAAAACAAAGAAGAGCCUGUCAAGUUAGCAGUUGUUUGCAGAGAUGGUCAAGUCCAUCUUUUUGAACACGUAUUAAAUGGACAUUGCAAAAAGCCUUUGAUGUCCAGCUGCACAAUUCAAAUAGCAACACCUGGGAAAGGCAAGAAAUCAUCACCAAAACCUAUCCCUAUUCUAGCAGCUGGCUUCUGCACAGACAAAAUGUCUUUGCUGCUUGUGUAUGGCAAUUGGUUUCAGCCUACUAUUGAGCGAGUGGCUUUAAACUCCAAAGAAGCUCAUAUGUGUUUAGUACGGGAUAUUUCAAAUUCCUGGGCCCCCAAAGUAGAAACGGCUGUGACAAAGGUGAGAACACCAGUCAUGGAUUCUGAAGUAAAAGUCCUGGUUCCUGGAAUCCCUGGACACCAUGCGCCUGUCAAGCCUCCUCUUCCCCCACAAGCAAAGGAAGUAGACAGCAAGAGGAAAUUAGGGGGUAAAGAGGUUAGCAUUGAAGAACGCCUGGGAGCAAUGGAUAUAGAUACAAAAGGAAAUAAGGAGGACCUUCUGCAGACGAAUAGCUUUCCAGUUCUUCUGACACAGGGUUUAGAGAGCAAUGAUUUCGAAAUGCUAAAUAAAGUACUUCAAACUAGGAAUUUAAACCUUAUAAAGAAGACUGUGUUAAGGAUACCCUUGCAUGCUGUUAUCCCAUUGUUGCAAGAGCUUACCAAGCGGUUGCAAGGACACCCAAAUAGUGCUGUGUUAAUGGUCCAAUGGCUGAAAUGUGUGUUAACGGUUCAUGCAUCAUACCUAUCUACGUUGCCUGAUCUUGUACACCAGCUGGGGACACUCUAUCAGCUCAUGGAAAGCAGAGUAAAAACUUUUCAGAAACUCUCCCACCUUCAUGGCAAACUUAUUCUGCUAAUCACGCAAGUUACAGCAUCAGAGAGGACGAAGAAAAUGGCCUCUCCGGAACAGAAGGCAAAAUUGGUGUAUGAAGAAGAAUCUUCUGAAGAGGAGUCAGACGGUGAAAUUGGAGAUAAGGAUUCUGACGAUGAUUGGGAUGAAGAGGAGGAGGAGAAAGAAAGUGGGAAAGAUGAGGAGGCAGAUGAAGAGGAGGAGGAAGAAGAGGAGGAUGGUCAAGAAAAAGACGAAAAUGGCGAGGACAGAGAGAUGGCAAGUGAAAAGGAAUUCAAUGGGGAGUCUGACUUGGAUCCAGAGAAUGAAAGUGAAGAGGAGUAAGAUAGCGGCCAUGAAGCUGCGAACCAGCUCGACCUUGCUCGUGCUGCCAACCCUCCUGGGGAGGGCUGCCUGUGCCAGGCGGCCAGAGACCACGCACGUUUCCACCUUUGCAGUGGUGAUCCCGCCACCUUGCUGCCCUGAGCACCCCGCAUUCUAACUGUGUAAAUAAUUCUUUCAGUCGAUGUUAAUAAACUUUACACAGUAAAUAGACACAAUUUCUGCAAUGUACUGACACGAUUGUCCGAUACAUGGUCUAUUUUUAUACUCUGAGCACCCUAGUCGGUUGGUUCUGUGAGGAACUGACCUGAGUGGAGACAUGUCCUGUGGGGUCACAGGCUGGACAUGCGUGGAGGAGCCGGCACUCAUCUGAGGCCGGUGUUGUUCAUCGAGUCCAGGUGUGAGGCAACACGAGUGAGCUUUUCAAUUUGGCACGUUUAGUUUAUAACAUUUUCAUAAAAAAAUGAAGGAAUAACUAAAAACUGGAACAAAAAUGAUUGUGAUGAAAAAUCCACCAGUGCCCCUAGCCUGUCUAGUAACUGGGAAUCUGACCUGGGUCAGAUGGAGUAUCUGGAGUGCUUCCCAAAAAUAACCACUUAUUUUUUAACUGUCACGUGAGAUAUUUUUUUAAACAAAACUUUAAAAAUUAUGGUAAUGAAAAAACUAAAGCUUUUGACAUAUUAAGGGAUUUUCUUAUUUGCAACUUGCCUGUAAGAAUCAUUAGUGUAUAGAUUUAAAGUCCUCAUUACCUGCAACUUUUUAAAAAAAAGUCACAGCUGCUUUUGAAGAGGUUCAUUUUUAUUUAAAUUACUAAUGGAUCAAAGAACAAUUGUUUAUUUUUCUCUUUGGUUUUAGAUAUUAAUGAUAGCCUUGGAAUUUUUCCCAAAGAAAAUAUUUUUAUAAUUCAGUAAUUUAAUGUUUUUCAUUUUCAUUACCCACUCUUGGCAGUGUUAGGAUAUCUGUUAUCUUUAAGAUAAUCUUACUCAAGACUUUUUAUGUACGUAUACUAAGUAUUUUGGUGCGCUAUGAAAAGCUUUUUCAAAGGAUCAGUCAUUUUCUUUGUUUUUAAAGAAUGAGCUAGUAUUUACUUACUGCUGGCUAGGGACUAUAUGGAUGGAAGCUCCCCUCUAAGGAAGGGCUGGGCAGAUGGAUUUAUCUUUUUUCCCACCUGUGAAUAUGUAAAACCAAACCAUUAUCUCCAAGGGACUUUGUAAGAUCCGUGGUGGAGCCGACCCUGCGAGUACCUCCUGGCGCCGAGCCGCAGGGCGUCCGGGGAGCCGUGUGAGCUGGCUGCUGGUGCAAUGUACAGUUGUCUUUGUCUAUAUGGAACUGUUAUGGCAAAUUUAAUACCAUUCUCUUUGUAAAGUGAAUAAAUUACACAUCUCUCUCC